UCCCCCAUGGGAAAAGGCGGGGGCUGUAUCCCCAGCAAAAAGAAAGAUACCUCCUCUGCCGAAGACUCCUCCCGCCACCGUGGCUUCACCACUAUCACUAACAUUGCCGACAACGCACCCAUCGAUGCCGAUGAAGGAACCCACGGAACCGCCACUGUAACGGUGAAUUCUACUACUCCCCCAUCUGUUACCGCCACUUUAAAAGUCUUUAUUAUUUACUACUCCAUGUAUGGUCACGUGGAGAUACUGGCGAAGCGGAUUAAGAAAGGCUUCGACGGCGUGAAAGGUGUCGAGGGGGUUCUUUAUAGGAUUCCCGAGACUCUCCCCGCUGAUGUCGUGGAGCAUAUGAAGGCGCCUUCUAAAACCCCCGAGGUUUCGGAGAUUCAGGUUGCGGAAUUGGCGGAGGCGGAUGGGUUCCUAUUUGGAUUUCCGACGAGGUAUGGGUGUAUGGCGGCUCAAAUGAAGGCGUUUUUCGACUCCACGGGGCACCUUUGGAAGGAGCAGACGCUGACGGGGAAGCCAGCUGGGUUCUUUGUUAGUUCUGGAACUCAAGGAGGCGGCCAAGAAACCACUGCUUGGACGGCAAUAACUCAAUUGGUACACCAUGGAAUGCUAUUUGUUCCCAUUGGCUACACUUUCGGAGCUGGUAUGUUCAGGAUGGAUUCCUUACGAGGUGGUUCACCCUACGGUGCCGGUGUUUACGCCGGUGACGGCUCAAGAGAGCCAACUGAAAGCGAGCUGGGUCUCGCGGAGCAUCAGGGGAAAUACAUGGCUGCUAUGGUCAAGAGGCUUUGUUGAGAAAGAUGUACAUUAUUUGAUUUUCUUCUGUCUUGGUUUGGCAAUGGCACUGGGAUUCUUCGUUUGUAUAAUUUCAGUGUUGUAAUUUACUCAAAAGCUUGGUUUGAUAAAAUAAAUCUUGCCUUUUGUUUUUU
Messenger RNA from Hibiscus syriacus, 932 nucleotides. Its product is annotated as probable NAD(P)H dehydrogenase (quinone) FQR1-like 2. Bases 7 to 798 code for a protein of 263 amino acids. The transcript has 2 exons. Gene Ontology annotation, molecular function: NAD(P)H dehydrogenase (quinone) activity; FMN binding. Lineage: Eukaryota; Viridiplantae; Streptophyta; Magnoliopsida; Malvales; Malvaceae. The record is from RefSeq and is a predicted model, not a curated record.